AUGCAGGCUCCACAGCUGGUUACGCCCACCCCCCUGGCCGACGCGGCAGCACUGGCAGAUGCUCUGCAACGCGACCGACUCCAAGUGGUGGAGCUGUACGCCGACUGGGCGGGGCCCACACAAGCGCUGCCCACCUUUUGGCGGAAGGUGGCAAUGGAGCACGGAGGCCAGCUACCGCUCGACCUCUCCACCGCCUGCUACGAGAAGUGCCACGAUGCGCCGGCGCUGGCGGGACACAGUAGCACCAGCCAGCCAAAGUUCUUGCUCUUCAAGGGCGGCAAGCAGGUGGCGUGCGUGGAGGGAGUGGAUCCCCCGGGCCUGCUGGCCGCCGUAAACAAGCAGCUGGCGGCAGCGAGCGGCGCAGCGGCAGCGCACCGAUCCAGCGACAGCGAGGAAGAGUGA
Molecule: messenger RNA, 402 nt
Organism: Chlorella variabilis
Lineage: Eukaryota; Viridiplantae; Chlorophyta; Trebouxiophyceae; Chlorellales; Chlorellaceae
Exons: 3
Coding region: 1-402 (133 amino acids)
Source: RefSeq, a predicted model, not a curated record